AUGAAGCUCAGCCCCUGGUCGACUCAUCAACGGCUUCCCCGACAGCUUCCUGGCAACGUCUCUCCCGAUGUGAUAGCUCAAUUGGAUUUCACUGAUAAAACGACACUUGUUCCUGUGAUAUGGGCUAUCGUGUUGCUUGAGGCGGUAGUAAUUACCGUUGUGGUUGUAGCACGCCUCAUAGUUCGUCGUGUUGUCAUAGGCCGGCUUUUCAUGGACGAUGCUCUGAUAGUCACCGCCAGCUUAUUUACAUUGGUAUUUGGCGGAAUAAUUCUUGCUGCGACGCAAUUUGGUCUCGGACAACACGUUUGGAAUCUCAACUUCGCAACAAUACUUCCUACAGUCAAACACUGUAUCCUCUUCAUGUUCAUCGGAAACUCUCUUUCGGCCUGCGCUGUCGCCUUCACGAAAUUAUCAAUCAUCAGUUCAUACUUGCGCGUAUUCCCACACCAGAGUUUGCGCAUCACGAUGUAUUUCACAAUGGCCAUUACGAUCGGGUUGAUGCUAGCCUCAAUACCGGUUACCGUCUUUCAAUGUGACCCAUGCUACGACUUCGUCGAUUUCCUCUAUGCGAGCACCGCUAUUAGCACGGCGACAGAUCUCAUAUUAUGCACUGUCCCUAUCCGAUACCUCUGGUCUCUCAAAAUACCCAAAAAGCAGAAGAUAAUUGUGUCCUUUUUGUUCUUCAUAGGUGGAAUGGCAUGCGUCGCGAGCAUUGUCAGGCUGGCCUUCUUGUCUCAAUUGCGCAAACCAGUGGAUGUACUGUACAAUCUAGUCACCUCUGUCUUGCUGACCAUAACAGAGUGUACAAUCGGUGUCGUCUGCGUGUCCUUACCUUCGCUCCGACCAAUCUUCGCGAAGUGCCUUCCAGGCCUCUUCAACUCAAGCGGUCAUACUACCGUCAAGUCUUCCGUCGCGAGGAGGGAAGCAUACGCUAUGGGCGUCUUACCUUCUAAGUCGACAGCAGAACGAGUUGGCGUCAAUGAAAUGGACGAAACGAACAGUCACUCGGGAUUCGAGUCGAGCCCUCCUUUCGAAAUGCCAUGGACAGAUACAUAUUUCCUACACGCGAGCCACAAGCGUGCGUCCCUGUCAUCCUCGGAUUAUGGAACUGGGAUAGCGAUGUGA
Diaporthe amygdali is the source of this 1125-nucleotide messenger RNA. RefSeq lists its product as uncharacterized. NCBI's taxonomy places the organism in Eukaryota, Fungi, Ascomycota, Sordariomycetes, Diaporthales, Diaporthaceae. The coding region runs from base 1 to 1125 and encodes 374 amino acids. The transcript is spliced from 6 exons. The record is from RefSeq and is a predicted model, not a curated record.